Messenger RNA from Paramecium octaurelia, 1188 nucleotides. The record is from the annotation of a GenBank genome assembly. NCBI's taxonomy places the organism in Eukaryota, Ciliophora, Oligohymenophorea, Peniculida, Parameciidae.
AUGAUGAAGGUUCCUGGGAUCCUUAUGAGAUUGCAUUCUUCAAAAAUCUUAAAUAACAAUUACUUCAAAGUUAUAUCCGGUGCUGUGGUAGGGUCUACUGUUAUUUAUGUUAAUCAAAGCUAAAAAUCUAAGAAAAAUGAAGGACAAUAAAAUUAUUAGAAUGAUAACUCUGAUCCUCUUGAAAAAAAUUAUUCUAACCAUCUUUUGCCUAGAACUAAUGAAAAUUCUAACACUCCUUUUACUAACACUAAUGAAAAUAGCCCUAAUAAAAAUAGCACCAUUGAAAAUAGCACUAGUAAAAAUAGCACUAAUAACAAUAGCACUAAUGAAAAUAGCGCUAACAAAAAUAAAACUAGUAACAAUAGCACUAAUGAAAAUAACACUAAUGGAAAUAGCCCUAAUAAAAAUAGCACUAAUAAAAAUAGCACUAAUGAAAAUAGCACUAAUAACAAUAGCACUAUUGAAAAUAGCACUAAUAAAAAUAGCACUAAUGAAAAUAGCACUAAUGGAAAUAGCCCUAAUAAAAAUAGCACUAAUGAAAAUAGCACUAAUGGAAAUAGCACUAAUAACAAUAGCACUAAUAACAAUAGCACUAAUAAAAAUAGCACUAAUGAAAAUAGCACUAGUAACAAUAGCACUAAUGAAAAUAGCCCUGAUCAAAAUAGCACUAAUAAAAAUAGCACUAUUGAAAAUAGCACUAAUGGAAAUAGCACUAAUAACAAUAGCCCUAAUAAAAAUAACACUAAUGAAAAUAGCGCUAACAAAAAUAGCACUAGUAAAAAUAGCAUUAAUGAAAAAAGCACUAUUGAAAAUAGCCCUAAUCAAAAUAGCACUAAUNUCAGGCAUAAAAAUAAAAAUUCAACCUUAAGAAAUUUUAGAUACAUAUAACAUCAAUAUUAAGGGCAGAUGGACAUCAUUUUUACAAUUUGACAAUGUUACUUAUUGGGAUAUUGAAAUUCAUAGGUAGUUUGUUCUGUUAUAAUUUAUCUUAGACCUUAUAUUCUUGAGUUGGAAUCAAGUCCCUUACCUUCUGAUUGUAUCUAUAGAUUAGAUUUAUUAUAUAUGAAGAUGAAAGAUAAUUCGAAGGGUUAAGAUGUAAAGGAGUAGAUGGAAGUGGAUCAACGUAAGGAUAAACAAUUAAGAGAAAAAUAUGGAAAUAAGAAUAAGAAGAAAAAGAAAUCAAGCUGA